CCUCUGGGCAUGCUAGUCGUCGUGUCUCGUGUAGUCUGUUAAAAGUAGACCACGUGCUUCAGGAUUUCGUUUAUGUCGAAUGGUAACUUCGUAAUAAGACAGAUCAAAAUGACGGAAAAUAAGUACUCGUUAAAUGUAUCUUCAUCCGAAAACGAUGAUGAAUUCGUUUGUGAUAUAUGCAAAGUAAUUGUUUAUAAGAAUGAUACAAAAUAUGCAUUAUCAGCAUGUUUCAAUGAGUGCCACUUCUUUUGUCCUCCUUGUAAACAGUCAUCAGCAGCAACUGAUGGUAGCAAAGAUAGUCAGCCCGAAUUAAGCUGUCCUCUGUGUAUGUUGUCAGAAAGAGAGAAUGAAGUAAAAGAACAACUGUGGUGUUCUCAGUGUAAUGUUCCAGCAUCACUGGCCUGCUAUGAAGAAAGCCAUAUAAUACAGAAUUAUAAUGAUCUCUACAAUGCUCAUUCUUUAAAGCUAAAGCUUCAGAUUAACGAAACAAAUGCUGCCUGUGACCAUACUUUGGUGAAAUGUCGUCAAAUUCAGUCUGUUCAUCAAGUAAUUCUCACUUGGAUGCAAUGGCUUCAUCUAGAAAUAAGUCAAUGGAAUUCAGCCAAUAAUGACACAGUUGCUCAGUUGGAGUCUCUCAAAAUAUCAGAAGGGUUUCAUGUUCCACGAGGAAAAGAUCUACAGUGUAACAUUAAUAAUAUUAAUCAGCUUUUAGCCCAAUCCAAUGAUAGGAUUCAAGAGGCUCAAGCUAGCCAACUGAAAGUUAGCCAGUUGUUUGAAACAUACCACGAGUGCACUACCCAACAAGAAUUAACUUCAUCAGCGCAAACGUCGAAUGUAGAAUCAACGGAACUGAUGAAAUGGUUUAGUACUUCGUUUAACCAGACUAAUCAAUCUUGUAUCAACGUUCUUGCAUUUCUGAUUUCAUUGUUGCGCAAGGGCGAUAAAAAGAUAAAAGAAGAAGAACAGGAUUCGAAUGACGCAAGAGGCAAAGCUAUAAUCCGUCCUAAUAAGCGGCGGGCAGAGGACGAUCAAGAAUCCUCGCGUGUUGGCAAGAAGGCUCGAAAUGAGAGUUCAGAUCGGUUUGAAGAAGAUCCUUCCUGCGACGUGUCCAGUAGAAAUAAUACCGAUAGUCUUGCAAUUAAAAAAGAAAAGGAUUAUCCAGAAGAAAACGAAAAUCAAGCCGAGCAAACAUUUUCCAAUCAGGUUUUGGAAGACAGAGCUGCUGAGCUGGACAAAGAAGCAGAGCGAAAUACCGAUGUUUCAAAUCGAAUAGCACGACUCGAAGCCGAUUUAGAAUUCAUGACCAAGCAAAUUAAACAGGCCAAAGAAUCUGAAGCCAAAGCACGUAAAGAAACGUUGAAUCAAACUGAACGGGCUAAAAGAACGGAAGAAAAAUAUGAAUUGGAGUUAAAGCAGCACUCUUCCGAUGUUAAGCAGCUGAAAGCUGCACAUGAACAGCUGGCACAAAGCAGAUCUCAAUUAGCAAAAGUAUUGCGGCAACUAUCAAAUAGAUCAACACCAGACUUGAUAGAGAAACUCCAACGUGAUAAAGAAUUACUUGAGAAGCGAUUGGAACAGGUACAGACGGAAAUGGAUGAAAUCAAGGAGGCCCGAGAGAAAAGUAUCCUUCAGGUAAUGAGGGUCAAUGCUGAAUCCGUGGCACUGAAAAUCACUUUGCAGGAAGAAGUCCGUUCAGCAAAAGAAGAAUCGCAGCAAUUAAAAACGAAGUUGACUGAAACUAUGGCCAAACAUAUAAAUGAACUACAUCGAUUUCGCGAUUACAAGACGCAGUUCGAAGAGCUUAAAAUUGAAUUCGAUAAAUUAAUCCUUGAAAAAGAAAAAUGUUCUGCUAAUCUUGCCGCCGUUCAAGCCGCUCAAAUCAAGGAUCAAGAAAUUGCCAAAAACAAAGCUGAAUUGGAGAAAGCCAAUCCAAAAAUUGUUAAACAGGAAAUGCAUCAACCUUGUCUAUCUUCAACGAAGCAACAAAAUGUUCCAGUUGUUGCAAACCAACAACAUCCAGCAGCACAACAUGUCACUUCAACUUUGACACCACAGCAAGUUAUUCAGAGAAAUCCAACAAACAAGUGUAACGUACAGAAUGUUGUCGUUCAAAAUGUCGGGAAUCCGUACAAACAGUUGCAGAUUUUCAACUUUAAUGCCAUAGCCGCGGAUAUGUUGGUAGAGCUUCACAACAAUAAUGGAAACGUUGUCCAAUUCGUUUACCCUUGCAACAAUUGCAAACGGCCAGCAGAGACUGGAUUCUACUGCGGUGAAUGUGAUGAUUUCAAAUUGUGCUUUCUCUGCCAUAAAAAAGACGGGCAUCAUCACAAGAUGGAGAAAUUUGGGUUCGAGUUGGACCGAAUCAACUCAUCGUCCCAUUUGAAAGAUGUCACGGAAGAUCGCAUAUCGAGAAUUGAUCGACGCAUCCUUUCGUUUGUCCAUUCGUUUUAUUGUAUUAUUGACUACUGCCUUGAACCAUUUUGCCGUACGAUGAAAGAAGUCGUCGCACACAAUCUUGCGUGUCACGCUAAAACAUCCAUUGGAGAAUUUAAAGGAAGUCCCAAGUUACAAAGCCGUUGUCUAGUUUGUCGGCAGCUUGUCGGCCUUAUUAUCAGUCAUGCACACAACUGCACCGAUCUCGAAUGCAGUAAACCUUAUUGCUCAAAUGUGAAGAAGAAGAUUAAGAACAAUUUAUUCCUGGAUAAUCUAUUCAAAUCCACAAGGAAAGCGCUUCCCCCACCGAAAAAACUGGGGAACCCUAAUUUGGAGCCAUUGGGCUCACGGAACAAAAAUCAAAUUCCCAUCAACACAACAACAACUUCAUCUGCAGACUUAUCCAAAAAAGAUUUGAGCAAAAAACCACUUCCGGAUAAAUCCCCCGCAGACGAUUUCCCUCGAGCUGUUCACAGCGUUAUUCAAGCACCAACUUCGUCAGGAUCGGUUGACAGUGGAAUUGUAAUAUCCAGUCCUACAGCAAUCACCUAUGCAGAGAAUUUGAAACGGAUACAGGAGAACGUCGCACUAGUUAUUCAUGCUCAUAAAUGCCUGCAAGGAGUUAACCAGGCAAACGAAUCGUGCCCCACUCCACACUGCCUGAAAAUGAAGAACAUUUUGAACCACGUGAGAUCAUGCCAGAAUGGUGAGUCGUGCCAAGUACCUCAUUGCUCAAAUUCGAAGAAGAUAAUUUCUCAUUGGAGAAAUUGCUGUAAAUCUGAUUGCCUUUUUUGCGUCGCUCUCAAAGCGUCAGAUCAUAAUAAAGUGACAGUAGAUUCAAGCGGUGCAGGAGUUGUGGCCUUGACAGUAAAACCAUACGAAGCUCUUGGUGGAACUCAAGCUCCUACUAAAUCUGUACAAGGUCAAUUGCCAAGGCUUCAACCAGCUCCGUCUCAACAGUUGAAUUCAACCGCCCAAAUGGAAAACGUUCGACCAGUCACAUCAACCGGCUAUGUUUCUCAUGUUGCAACCCAAGACGGGGGUGACAAUCAAAGGGCUGGCGAAGAUGCCGUGAAAACGUCAAACUCGAUGGGUGUCUUACCUAAACUGCAGGAAUUUGGCAAGAGAGUCAUUACACCUCUUCAGUUGAAUGUUUCACAUCCCACCACUCCGUGUGUCCUAGAUCCACCGCCAAUAACUAACCUCCUUACUUCUCAAAAUGUGACAGUUGAUGGGGAAGUCAAUCAAGCAAUCCAUCCCGUGGGAGCUAAGACAAACGUGGACACUAGCACGAGUGCGGAUGGUGAAAAAAGAAAAAUUCCACAGGAAUCGGUCGAUUCUAUUCCACAACAGCCACUGUCCGGGAAAACUAUGCACCUUGGUUUGGCCAUCGCUAUGGGUGGCGGAAUUUGUUGUCCCGUUGGUGCGAUGAAUCGGAAAGCUCUCGCUAAACUACUACUGGAUCCUGAACCAUUUGGAUGUAGAAUUCGGUCAACUCUCAAAGAACUUUUGAUGAAAAUGAAAUCACCAAACGUGACUGAAGAAACACGUCAACGAAUUGCAAUUUUUUUCGGAAUCAACUACCUUUUUGUUUGUUCAUUUUUCCGUAAACAAAGUGAGCAGAGUGGAUUAUAGGAUUGAGCUACGGCGGAAUUCCAUUAGUAAUGAACACCGUUCUAAUUUCGCAAUCCGGAAGCAGUACGCUAAUUUAUAACUGUUGUUGGCUACUGAAGCCGCUUGAUUGUUAAAUAUUCUGCCUUUUCUUUGAAAAUGUAAAUAUUUUCAUUUUUCAGCCUGUUAAAAAAUUGAAGUCAUUCCUUAACUGGGCAAUCACUUAAUAAUUAUUACCCUGCUACAAGUUGAUAUUUAUUUUCACAUGUUUUUCUUUUCAGGGCAGCUCUUCACAACUUCUUUAGUUGGUAGAAAUAAAUGAUUUUUUUGCA
Messenger RNA from Daphnia pulex (common water flea), 4376 nucleotides. RefSeq lists its product as uncharacterized. Gene Ontology annotation, biological process: positive regulation of transcription by RNA polymerase II. NCBI's taxonomy places the organism in Eukaryota, Metazoa, Arthropoda, Branchiopoda, Diplostraca, Daphniidae. Gene Ontology annotation, cellular component: transcription regulator complex; histone acetyltransferase complex. The transcript is spliced from 11 exons. The record is from RefSeq and is a predicted model, not a curated record. Bases 73 to 4068 code for a protein of 1331 amino acids. Gene Ontology annotation, molecular function: histone acetyltransferase activity; chromatin DNA binding; transcription coactivator activity.